UUGAGAGAUCAAGCCACACUGCUUAAAACGUCACAUGAUCUUCCCCUGGCCCCGUUUUUUCAUAAAACAGAGUGGGUCGUCGCAGGAGGCUGACACUGUGGCUGUUGGUAGAUGGGACUAGGGCGUGAGAGAGUCGAGCCCUGACUGCUGGGAGUCAGCAUGGAAAGUCUCUUCGGGGUCCUGGGAUUACUGUUGCUGACUGCAGGACUGCCGCUCCAAGAGGCCAAACGUUUCCGUGACGUGCUGGGCCAUGAGCAGUACCCAGGUCACCUGAGGGAGCACCACCAACUGCGAGGCUGGUCUUCCGAUGAAAACGAAUGGAACGAAAACCUGUACCCAGUGUGGAAGAGGGGAGAGAGCAGGUGGAGGAACUCCUGGGAAGGAGGCCGUGUGCAAGCAAUCCUGACCAGCGACUCCCCAGCUCUGGUGGGCUCCAAUAUCACAUUUGUGGCAAGCCUGGUGUUCCCCAGAUGCCGGAAGGAAGACGCCAACUGCAAUGUCAUCUAUGAGAGGAACUGCAGAGAUGAUGUGGGGUUGACUUCUGACCCGUAUCUCUACAACUGGACAGCAGGGGCAGAGGACGGCGACUGGGAAGGUGGCACUAGCCAAAGCCAACACCUCACAUUCCCCGACGGGAAGCCCUUCCCUCGCCCUCAUGGAUGGAAGAAAUGGAACUUUGUCUACAUCUUUCACACACAUGGUCAGUAUUUCCAAAGACUGGGUCGGUGUUCCGCACGGGUCUCCUUAAACACAGUCAACUUGACAGUCGGCCCUCAUGUCAUGGAAGUAACUGUGUUUCGAAGACACGGCCGGGCGUACACUCCCAUCUCACAGGUGAAAGACGUGUACGUGAUAACAGAUCAGAUCCCUAUAUUUGUGACCAUGUCCCAGAAGAAUGACCGGAACUCAUCUGACAAAACCUUCCUCAGAGACCUGCCCAUUGUCUUCGAUGUCCUCAUUCAUGAUCCCAGCCACUUCCUCAAUGACUCUGCCAUUUCCUACAAGUGGAACUUUGGGGACAACACUGGCCUCUUUGUCUCCAACAAUAACACUUUGAAUCACACGUAUGUGCUCAAUGGAACCUUCAACUUGAACCUCACCGUGCAAGCUGCAGUGCCCUGGCCAUGCCCCUCACCUUCACCUCCUUCACCUAAGCCUUCAUCAAAGCCUUCACCCACGCCUUCACCUGAGCCUUCACCUGCGCCUUCACCUACACCCUCAUUGCCAACACCCAGCCCCUCUUUAAUGCCUACUGGUUACAACUCCAUGAAGCUGAGUGGCAUUUCCAAUGAAAACUGCUGGAUAAACAGAUAUGGUUACUUCAGAGCCACCAUCACAAUUGUAGAGGGUAUCCUAGAAGUCAUCGUCAUCCAGGUAGCAGAGGUCCCAAUGCCUAUGCCACAGCCUGACAACUCCCUGCUGGACUUCACUGUGACCUGCAAAGGGGCCACCCCCAUGGAAGUCUGUACGAUCAUCUCCGACCCCACCUGCCAGACCUCCCAGAACAGGGUCUGCAGCCCGGUGGCUGUGGAUGAGUUGUGCCUGCUGUCCGUCAGAAGAGCCUUCAAUGGGUCCGGCACGUACUGUGUGAACUUCACUCUGGGAGAUGACACAAGCCUGGCUCUCGCCAGCACCCUGAUCUCUAUCCCCAGCAAAGGCCCCGCCUUCUCUCUGAGAUCUGUGAAUGGUGCCCUGAUCGCUGUAGGCUGCCUAGCCGUGCUUGUCACCAUGGUCACCAUCCUGCUGCUGCACAAAAAACAUAAGGAGUACCAGCCAAUAGGAAACUGCCCCAGGAACAUGGCCAAAGGCAAAGGCCUGGGUGUUUUCCUCAGCCACGCAAAGGCCCCAUUCUUCCGGGGAAACCAGGAGAAAGAUCCGCUGCUCCGGGACAAGGUGGGAACACUCUAAAGGUGGGAACACUCUAAAGGUGGGAACACUCUAAGUCCUCAGCCUUAUUUCUGACCAAGAGCCCACUCUCCUGUGCGCAGAAGUAUGUGACUGGUCACUCCUGCUUCUUAAGGACUAUUGUAUAAUACAUAUCAUGGUUUAGGGAUUUUAGUUAAAUGGCAUUUUCGAGAAGGGAUGAGAUGACCAGUUGGGUUGGGGUUUUUACACUGUUAGUAUGAUGGGCACACUGUGUCUGAAGAGAGA
This is a messenger RNA of Acomys russatus (golden spiny mouse), 2151 nucleotides long. RefSeq names its product glycoprotein nmb (gene Gpnmb). NCBI's taxonomy places the organism in Eukaryota, Metazoa, Chordata, Mammalia, Rodentia, Muridae. The record is from RefSeq and is a predicted model, not a curated record. Gene Ontology annotation, biological process: cell adhesion. The transcript is spliced from 12 exons. Gene Ontology annotation, molecular function: integrin binding. Bases 160 to 1908 code for a protein of 582 amino acids.